This is a messenger RNA of Trypanosoma grayi, 1173 nucleotides long. RefSeq names its product tetratricopeptidedomain 4. Lineage: Eukaryota; Euglenozoa; Kinetoplastea; Trypanosomatida; Trypanosomatidae. Bases 1 to 1173 code for a protein of 390 amino acids. Gene Ontology annotation, molecular function: Hsp90 protein binding. The transcript has a single exon. The record is from RefSeq and is a predicted model, not a curated record.
AUGAACCUGCGCGGCUUGGUGCCAUCAGACAGGGAGCUGACGGAGGAACAGCAAACCCAGAUUCAUGACCUCCAGGCUGAAAUUGACGAGAUUUGGAAUCGGCGCGGCGACUACAAAAUCGACGACAAGGCUUGGGAGAACAUGCCGCUUUUCAUGGAGAACAUCACAGAGGAGGACCUGCAGAAAAAUUCGGACUGCGCUGCUCUCGCCAGCAUCGCAUACGACGAGGUCCCAGCGGAGGAUAUUGCGGAGAAUAGGAAGCAGCACGGCAACAAGGCCAUACAGCUCGCUCUCAAUCCAGAGCAGGUCAACAAGGAGAACCUCGCGCGUGCGGCCGCCCACUGCUACACAGAGGGGCUCAACGCCAAGUGUAGUGACCCUGUCUUGAAUUCACAGUUGUACGCAAACCGCAGCCUAGCGCAGUUCAUCAUACAGAACUAUGGGCACGGCCUCGAGGAUGCGCAGCGUGCCAUCAUUCUUAAUCCAGAGUACAGCAAGGCGUACUACCGUGCCGCACGGUGUGCGGAACGUGUGAAGAAGUACGACCUCGCACUGGACCUACUGUCAAAGGGCCGGCGUACACAACCACCGCCGGAGGACCGUGCACUGGAGGAAUUUGCCGAGCUCGAGCGUGUGUGCCGCGAGGGAAAGGAGAAGGCGCAGUCGAAGCACAAGAAGGACAGCGUUCGUACAAGGGCACGGGCAGCAGAGACGUCAAACGUGCUGCGCGCCAUGACGUCUUGCGGUAUUCGCGUGGCACCCACGCCGGAGGUGACCAGCGAGCAGAUGGGCGUGUACGGACAACACCAGCCGUACUUCGACACUGACAGCCUCCUGCAUGUGCCUGUCCUCUUCAUGUACGAUGAGUACCAGCAGACUGAUUUUAUGCAGGACGUCGCGUGUGAUGUGAGCACGGCGGAGCUUCUCGAGGAGCUGAUGCCGUUCCCAUGGGACGACCGUGGCCGCUACCGUCACAUUAAUGAUGUUGUUGUUAUCUUUAAGAUUGACGACGGGGUGAAGAUGCCGGAGUACUACGAGGUAGACCCGUCGUGGCCGCUCCUGGAGGUGUUUCGCUCGGGAUCAUACCGGAUGCCGACACUUCUGCCUGUUCUGCAUGUUGUUUGCAGGAGCUCGGAGCUGCUGCAAGAGUGGAACCCCCAGAAGGCUCUGUAG